Branchiostoma floridae (Florida lancelet) is the source of this 4773-nucleotide messenger RNA. RefSeq names its product coatomer subunit alpha-like. Lineage: Eukaryota; Metazoa; Chordata; Leptocardii; Amphioxiformes; Branchiostomatidae. Bases 170 to 3850 code for a protein of 1226 amino acids. The transcript is spliced from 30 exons. Gene Ontology annotation, biological process: retrograde vesicle-mediated transport, Golgi to endoplasmic reticulum; intracellular protein transport; intra-Golgi vesicle-mediated transport. Gene Ontology annotation, cellular component: COPI vesicle coat. The record is from RefSeq and is a predicted model, not a curated record. Gene Ontology annotation, molecular function: protein binding; structural molecule activity.
CAGCGCGGUGCAUUGUGGGUGUGGGACGUGGUGCGAGUUGACGUGGCCAUCUUUGCUCCGGUUCUGAGCUGUGCGGCGGAACCGGGGACAUCUUCACCAGUAUCUGACGUGCAAGCUCACGGAAUCCCCAAUUCUUAUACCACACAGAACCUUGAUUUACGUUCAGACCAUGCUGACCAAGUUUGAGACCAAGUCGGCACGAGUGAAGGGUUUGGCUUUCCACCCGAAGCGGCCAUGGAUCCUCGCCAGUUUGCACAAUGGGGUCAUCCAGCUCUGGGACUACCGCAUGUGCACUCUCAUCGACAAGUUCGACGAACAUGAUGGACCUGUCCGAGGUAUCAGCUUCCACCAGCAGCAGCCCCUGUUUGUGUCAGGAGGAGAUGACUACAAAAUCAAGGUUUGGAACUACAAGCAGCGCCGGUGCCUCUUUACAUUGCUGGGUCAUUUGGAUUAUAUCCGGACAACUUUCUUCCACCAUGAAUACCCAUGGAUCAUCAGUGCUUCUGAUGACCAGACCAUUCGAGUCUGGAACUGGCAGUCCCGGACGUGUAUAUGUGUGCUGACAGGACAUAACCACUACGUCAUGUGUGCCCAGUUCCAUCCCAGUGAAGACAUGGUGGUGUCUGCCUCUCUGGAUCAGACUGUCCGUGUCUGGGACAUAGCUGGUCUAGUAUUACGGAAGAAGAACGUGGCACCAGGACCAGGUGGAGUGGAACACCGGCCUGACAACACACCAGAUCUCUUUGGGACCUCCGAUGCAGUGGUGAAGCAUGUGUUGGAGGGCCAUGACCGUGGGGUGAACUGGGCAGCCUUCCACCCCUCCAUGCCCCUGAUUGUGUCCGGUGCUGAUGACCGGCAGGUCAAGCUGUGGAGGAUGAACGAGUCUAAGGCCUGGGAAGUGGACACCUGUCGUGGCCACUACAACAACGUGUCAUGUUGUCUGUUCCACCCCCGGCAGGAGCUCAUCCUCAGUAACUCUGAGGACAAGAGCAUCAGGGUCUGGGACAUGUCCAAGAGGACGGCUGUACAGACCUUCCGCCGCGACCACGACCGAUUCUGGGUGAUGGCUGCCCACCCCACCCUCAACAUCUUUGCAGCAGGUCACGACAGUGGGAUGGUCAUCUUCAAGCUGGAGCGAGAACGUCCUGCCUAUGCUACAAACGGAAACAUCCUGUACUAUGUGAAGGAGCGCUACCUGAGGCAACUGGACUUCAACUCCUCCAAGGAUGUGGCUGUCAUGCAGCUGAGAAGUGGUUCCAAACAUCCAGUGUACAGCAUGUCUCAUAACCCUGCUGAAAACGCAGUACUCCUGACCACCCGCACCCCAAAUGUGGAGAACAGCACGUACGACUUGUACGCCAUUCCCAAGGACACGGAUUCCUCCAGCCCUGACGCCCCGGAGGGCAAACGUUCGUCUGGUCUGCGUGCAGUGUGGGUGGCACGGAACAGGUUCGCUGUUCUGGACAGGACACAUACGAUCUUGAUAAAGAACCUGAAGAAUGAGAUCACUAAGAAAGUGCAGGUGCCCAACUGUGAUGAUGUGUUCUAUGCUGGUACUGGGAUGUUGUUGCUGAGGGAUUCCGACAGCAUGACUCUCUUUGAUGUGCAGCAGAAGAGAACCCUGGGCACUGUUCGUGUCUCCAAGGUCAAGUACGUUAUCUGGUCCAGUGACAUGUCCCACGUGGCUCUCCUCAGCAAGCAUGUGAUUGCUAUCUGCAACCGCAAACUGGACAGCCUGUGCACCAUCCACGAGAACGUCCGUGUGAAGAGUGGAGCCUGGGACGAGAGUGGGGUCUUCAUCUACACCACAUCCAACCACAUCAAAUAUGCCAUCAGUAAUGGUGACUACGGCAUCAUCCGUACCCUGGACCUGCCCAUCUACAUCACCCGUGUGAAGGGCAGCAGCGUGUACUGCCUGGAUAGGGACUGUCGGCCACGUGUCCUCAGUAUCGACCCUACAGAGUACAGGUUCAAACUGGCUCUCAUCAACAGGAAAUAUGAUGAGGUUCUGCACAUGGUGCGGAAUGCCAAACUGGUAGGUCAGUCCAUCAUUGCCUAUCUACAGAAGAAGGGGUACCCCGAGGUAGCCCUGCACUUUGUAAAGGAUGAGAAGACUCGCUUUGGACUGGCUUUGGAGUGUGGCAACAUUGAGGUUGCCCUUGAGGCUGCCAAGGCCCUUGAUGACAAGAGCUGCUGGAACCGUCUGGGUGAGAUGGCCCUGCUGCAAGGGAACCACCAGGUGGUGGAGAUGGCCUACCAGAGAACCAAGAACUUCGACAAGCUGUCCUUCCUCUAUCUCAUCACGGGGAACCUGGACAAGCUGCGCAAGAUGAUGAAGAUUGCUGAGAUUAGGAAGGACACCAGUGGACACUACCAGAAUGCCCUGUUCCUGGGAGAUGUUGCAGAGAGGACAAAAAUUCUACGUGCCUGUGGACAGAAGUCAUUAGCUUACCUGACAGCUGCCACCCAUGGACUGGAGGAGGAAGCUGAUGCCAUUCGUGAGACCUUUGAUCCUGAAAAGGACAAGCUGCCUGAAGUGGAUUCCAGUGCCAAGCUGAUGGCGCCACCACCUCCCUGCCUACAGUGGGAAACCAACUGGCCUCUCCUGACAGUCACUAAGGGCUUCUUUGAGAGUGCCAUGACCCAGAAGGGCAAAGCUUUGGCAGCGGAACAUGAGAUAGAGGAUGUGGCAGGAGGAGCCUGGGGAGACGAUGCAGAACUCAUCAUUGAUGAUGAGGGUGGUUGGGGCACGACAGGUGAGGGUCUGGAUGAGGAGGGACUGGGUGGAGAUGGGGAGGAUGCAGGCUGGGAUGUGGGAGAUGAGGACCUGGAACUGCCUGCUGACCUGGAUGUUGGUCCAGGUCCAGCCAUGGGAGGGGAUGAGGAGGGCUACUUCGUCCCGCCCACCAAGGGUGUGAGCCAGGGCCAGGUGUGGUGCAACAACUCCCAGCUUCCUGUGGACCACAUCUUAGCUGGAUCCUUCGAAACUGCCUUCAGGUUGCUUCAUGACCAAGUGGGAGUUGUGGACUUCUCCACCUACCAGAGCCUGUUCAUGUUGACCAUGGCUCGCGCUCGCACUGCAUACAUUGGUGUCCCAUCGCUGCCCAACCUGUUUGGCUAUCCACACCGAAACUGGAAAGAAGCAGGUGCCCGUGCUGGCAUGGCAGCAGUAGGUCUGAAGCUGAACGACCUGGUGCAGAGACUACAGCAGUGCUACCAGCUCACGACCGGUGGGAAGUUCCAAGAGGCGGCGGAACGUUUCCGCAGCCUCCUGCUGAGUGUGCCGCUCCUGGUGGUGGACAACAAACAGGAAAUCUCAGAAGCACAGCAGCUGCUUGCUAUCUGUAAGGAGUACAUUGUAGGCCUGUCCAUGGAGAUCUCCCGCAAGGAGCAGCCCAAGGCAAAUCUGGACCAACAGAAACGCAUCUGUGAGAUGGCAGCAUACUUCACCCACACCCAGCUGCAGCCCAUUCACCUCAUCCUCACCCUGAGGACGGCUCUCAACUUGUUCUUCAAGCUCAAGAAUUUCAAGACAGCUGCAUCGUUUGCCAGAAGACUGUUGGAGCUGGGUCCCAAACCUGAGGUGGCACAACAGACACGAAAGAUUCUUCAGGCAUGUGAGAAGAACCUGACUGAUACACAUGAGCUGGAGUACGACCAACACAACCCGUUUGACAUCUGUGCAUCCACAUACAAGCCAAUCUAUAGAGGGAAGCCAGUUGAGAAAUGUCCCCUGUGUGGGGCAUGUUACCAGCCACAGUUCAAGGGGUCUGUCUGCACCAUCUGCAAGGUUUCAGAGGUUGGCAAGGACUGCAUAGGACUACGUAUCAGCCAGAUCCAGUUCAGAUAAAUGUCAUACACUGGUAGUACAUCAACACUUUGUAAUACUAAUAGUACUAUAGACAACAGCCUUGUGUCUACAGUAAGAUGAGGCUCCAUGGAGAUGCAACUGUACUAUGUAUAUGCUUGCAUGAAGAAAAGAAGUUAGAGUUUUACUGUAGACAGCAAAGUCUUGUCUUCACAUGGAUUCAUUGCUUGAAAGGAUUCUAAGCUGUUCAAACCGUGGAUAAAAUCAUGUACACUGCAUGUGGUAUUGGCACCACUUCUUGUUCCAUCAUCCUUGGAAGCUGUACAACAGAAUGUUUUAGUGUCGUCUUAACACAAGGCUUGGUUUCGUCGUGGGAGCUACCUGGUGUUAAUAAAGACUAGCCAGAGAAAAAAUAGAUGGGAAAAACAUACAUUUAUUUCUAGUCACUUGCUGGGCUUUUCUGCUUUGAAUUGACAUACUUGUCAGCUAUGCUAUGAUCUAUAAGUGUAUAUUGAAAAAAAAUGGAGCAAAAGGCAAUUAAUUCGAAAUGCCAAUCUUUCACUUUAUUACAUUUCUUAUUGUUCAGUUUUAUGUAAUAAUAGGUGCCUUUGUAUAUUGACUGUUGUGACUUAUAUAGCAGUUCAAUUCCAAGAUUGGCAUAAGUUCUAUGAGGUUAACUUGAGUUUUGACACACUUUUUAUAUCUUGGGAUUCAACUUGCUUAAACAUCAGAAAUUAACAUGUAUCUUUUAUUCGUGUCAACAUUCCAAAUAAAAAGCAGGCUGCAGUUAUAUAAGUCAUACUUGUUUAUACAGAGGCACAAUUCCUCAAGCAUUCAAGAGUAUGCAGCAGUUACAUGUAGUAUAUGUGCAUGACAAACACGAUCAAUGUCAACCCAUACAUCUAAUGAUAAUUAACAAUAUAUCUUCAUACAAGUGGAAUCAAGAAAUAAAGUUCUUGGUAAGA